This is a messenger RNA of Symbiodinium sp. CCMP2456, 1419 nucleotides long. The record is from the annotation of a GenBank genome assembly. NCBI's taxonomy places the organism in Eukaryota, Dinophyceae, Suessiales, Symbiodiniaceae.
AUGCCAGUCACUGCUACGUCUCAGUUGGGACGAGCUCGCAGGCUUGUGGUUUUGCAGGUGCUUGGUCUAUCCUUUAGCCUCGUGCUCACAACUUUUGCCCUCCCAGCGGCAUUUUUUUUCUAUUGGCGCUACACACGUGCAAUUGGAGAUGCUCGGGUAUAUAUGUUUGAGUGGAUGUUGGAUUUCACGGGGGUUUUUGAAACUGAAAACGCCGGGGUGUUUGAAGCUGGAGACGAAGCUCUUGCGUCGGUGGCAGUUUUCGUUCAGGCUGCGGAUAUCCUAGGGAAUGCGGUCGCUGUGUUGCUUCUGUCCGGCAGCCACAGGUUGCUGGCAGAAGAUCAGCAGAAAGGUUGCUGUAUAGGCUCCACGGAUGAUCGCAGAGCAGCGCUGGCAGAGGAAACCGAAUGGACGCCAGCUUGGAAAGCAAAGGUUGAAGAACUUUCGUUGAGAGGCAUGACGCUGCGCAGCCUGUUGCAGUUCUACCAGGAAAACCUUCCCACCAUGCCGGACUGGACGUAUGCUCCUGCGGAGCACAAGACCAGAGACGUGGUUCGUAGGGCAAUUAUUCCUCUCACCAGCAAAGAAGAAUCUGCAUAUGCAGCCUCAGCUUUGAACGGGGAUGGUCCUCAACGUGCCCAAGUCAUGGUGACCCACAACUGGGGCAAUUGCUUCAAAGAUUUGCUCGCAGCUGUCGUUUCAGAUGCCCUGCAAGAAUGCAGCUUCAACUUGGCAACAAACCUGUUGGAAGACGACCCCGCGUUCCUGUAUGAGAUCCUGGCAAAGACCGCGUGCCUCGAUCACACGUAUUGGAUUUGUUCAUUUGCAGUGAACCAGCAUAUUUGCAUUUGCCACAGCAAUCCUUACGACCGCGAUCCUUUUACGCGUGAGUUGCAUCCGGUUUGUACUUGCAGUAGCGCCAAUAUCUUUGAUCCCGAUGGUCGAAGCACGCUGUCAGAGAUCAACAAAUUUGAUGACAUGAUGUACCACCUUUCCGCAACAGGGGACUGCAGGCAAGUUAUUGCGGCAGACAAAGCUCUUGACUUGUUUAAUCGUGCUUGGUGCGUCGCUGAGAUUGCAGAAGCCAAGCGUCUACAAAUGACGCAGGCGCUAAAGUUUGCAUCCAAAGCGGCCAUCAUGCCAAGAAUGCACACUUUGGAGAACUUGGAUGUUCGCAGCAUGCGUGCAUCUUCCGAAACAGACAAAGAAUUCAUACUAAACAAGAUUGCGCACAACACGGGCGUCGAGCAAUUCAACACAGAGCUGCAGUCGCUCAUUUUAGAUCCGAAGUCCGGCCUUCUAGCAUCUUGGCAUGCCAUGGACAGUUGGCAGCAAAUUAGAGAAGUGGGCCGGCUAAUUCGAUGGGGGCUUGCUGAUGGCGGCACUGGGAAGGUGUGGAAAGCAUGGGAAGCCCAUGAAUGA